AUCCUUUCUUUCCUCCUUCCACACAGGUCCGGGGCAACAAGCACAGUCUCAUAAUCCGGAAUGUGACCCGCUCCGAUCUCGGCAACUACACCUGCCAGGCCUCCAACAGCCUCGGCAAGGACCGUGGCACCCUGAACCUGAGCGGUCUGCCGACGGUUUGCUACUUUGAUUCGCCAACGCUGAGCAGCUACCGGGACCAGUACAACAUCUCCUGGACGGUGCAGAGCUACUCGCCCAUCGAGGAGUACCGUCUGUUCUAUCGGUUGCAGUCCGGAUCGAAACACAACCUGCUCCACUCGCCCGUUCACGAUAAACCGCUGGACAACCACAUCUACUCCCACCAGGGCUAUGGGAUGCACAGUGGGGGCAGCGGGUACAAUCCGAGUGGCAGCCACCACGGCAGUGAACAGUGGGAGAACGUAGUCAUUCCGGAGAUGUUGGGCAACUACCAUGGGAUGCGUGGCGGAGGCAGCAUGUACUAUAACAGUCCGUACAGCUAUCAGCCCGGAAUUCGGCACCGGACGAGCUUCCAGCUGAAGAACCUUCAACCGGGAAGCAACUACGAGGCACGGGUUCAGGCGCGGAAUGAACACGGCUGGAACCGGCUGUCGAGCAUAUUCCAUUUCAGCACGCGAUCGGAAGACAUGGAACUGGAACCGUCAGCCCAGCCGGCCGUCCACGGUGCCGGUCUACUGGACAAGGGCCUACUGGGCCUCGGUAGUAGCGACGCGGCAGCGCCUUAUUUUCAUAAAUCAUCCACUGGCGGCGCUUUGCUGCUGGUCCUACUUGCUUCGGUCGUGAUGGCGAUGUCGGCGGCAUUGCAGCAACCUCCAUUAACUGGCGGCAGCGGCUUAUCGGCAUGAUUUGCAUUGUUUCCGUUUUCCAUUCCAAUAAAUCACUAGGCGAUCUACGCACCUAAUUAAGGCUAAGAAUAUAGUGGCAGGCAGAAAACAUACCAGCUGCCGAACAAACUCGAUUUUCCGAAAUAAGAAAUGACCAGCACCACCACCAUUUUACCUAAAUAUUCCAGCUCCUUUAGUUUAUCGUCGAAUUUCCCGGUCAGUCACAUUUAUGAAGCCAACCAUGCACGACACGGCAUCAUAUUCGUUUGAAACAACUACUUAUGAUCGCACAUUCAGUCAUUAUCUACCUUUUAUUCUACUUUUUAACUUGUGGACAAUUUUUACCACUUAAACAUUUCAGAAUCUCUUACAUAACACCGACGAAGCGUUUCUUUUGACGAUUUUGAGGUUACAUUUUCUUGAUUUUAUCAAUCAAGUAGCCAUAUAUUUUGUACCAAAGAAAUGAGAGAAAAUGCGAAGGAAAAGUAUGAAAAAAUAUGAGACUUUAAGGACAAGGUAUUUGGAGUACAUUGCUCAAAAUUUCUAGAGCACCGUUUUUUAGAACCGUUGAACGGAUUUGGAUUAAAAUGCAUCACGCUGUUGACAACCACUGAACAAUUAGCGUGAUGCAUUUUCAUCUAAAUUCGUUCAACGGUUCUAAAAAACGGUACUCCAGAAAUUUUGAGCUAUGUACUCCAAAUACCUGGUCCUUAAUGGAAAAGAAAAAUGCUAGCUUUGGACAAGAAACCCAUAUUUAUUGCGUAGAAGAAAGAUAGGAGGAAACAAUUAUUUUUAAAAUUGUAAAAGCACUCAUGCAUAGAAUGUAAACAUUCAAUAGUGACAAAAAUGGAAGUGUAAACCGAAACCGAUGUAAAAAUUGUUUCACGAUCAGUCUAAUACUGGGCGUUAUUCUUAUUUUCUUAAAAAAAGAAGAUCACAACUAUUGCAAGGUUUUUUAGAUUUAAGUUCAACUAAUUUAAGUAUGCACAACUCAUAAGUCCUCAAAAAUAGAGUUCCACGCGAGCAUUAUUAUAUCAUUCCAAACAGAGAGCAAAGAAAUUGCUAUGAUUUAUUCAAAGCGAUUCAUUGAAUGUUAUCACAUAACAAUCACUGAAAACCACAUGAAAAUAUAAGAUAAGUAAAGAAAUUUUAUAGCUGGGUAAGAUCAACAAAGAAAUCAUCAAAAUAAGCGAAACUUAAACAUAGGCCUUUCUAAUCACACAAGAAACAUCAAACAAAGCAUGCCAUGACAGAAAAACGGCAACACGCACCAAAUGUCAGAUUUGUCCGCUUGAUGAUAUAAAAAAAAAACAAAAUCUAUGUGUGUUUGUGCCCAGCAAGUUUUAAACUCAAAAACAAAAUCAACUAUUUUACCGCCGAUUAGUCACAAAUUGAUAUUUUCUGUACAUAGCAAAUGUCACCUGACCAUAUGAGAACAAUUACGGUUAGGGCAACUAUAAACGAUCAGAUUAUCACCGAACCGUUAAAAAAAAGAACGUCGAGUGCAUUGCCAAAACCUCACUAUCAAGUUGUACUUAAGGCUCAAGCAUUCGUCAUCAUUUUUCGCAAAAUAAAAAGCAGUUUUCUCGUUGCAAAUCAAAACAAGGAUCAUGAAAAUAUAUUCACUGCAUUAUAUUCCUCAUGUGGAGUACAGUGAAUAUAUUUUCAUAGUAAACACUUUUGUUUUGAACGAAAAAACUGCUCUCAAAUGUUUGAUGAUGACGAUGAUUUCAAUGACGAAAAGUUCAACGUUAACUCAAAUAAUCAAUCCACCAGUGAAUCAACGCCACGCUUGACAGAUGUAGAGAACCAACAUACGCAAAUCUGAUUGAUUUCCAUUGGUUUGUUUUGUGGGACCAUAUAAAAAAGAAAACAUAAUAAACUGAUGUGAGUACAGAAUAGCAGGCAAGCACCAAAGAAAGAAACAAUGGCGGUUGCCGCCAUUUUCAGUCUCCCCGAUUUUCCCUCCGUUGAUACCCUGCCAUAUGCGAUGUUUGCUGUCGGUGAAAUGAUGCAUGGCGAACAAAUUGAUAAUUGAUGAAUAAUUACCACUUGUUCAUCAAUGCACAAACAUGCAAACACAACAUCAAGACGAGGCGUCGCCGCCAGAUCGGGAUCCCAUGCAUAAACCAACCUAUUAUCGUCAUCAGGCAGCAAGCCAUGCCACCACAACAAUUAAAUCUGAUUUUCCACUGUGCGCCGGUAGAUGUCCGUCACCUUUCUUCCGUGCACCGCCUACUAUGUAAACAUUUUGCCUGUCAGUUUCCACUCCAUAUCAGCUCCAUCUGGAGUGCAGUAAAAACCGAAAAUUCUCUUCACAGUCGAAAAAAAUAAAAGAACAACAUAAUGAAGUAAUAAAACAGCGGGAAGAGUAUAAAAUUUUAAAACAAAACCCAUUAUCGAAAACAUGCGAGAAAUGAUCCGAAAUCCGGAUUCAAUGCUGGCAAUGCUGGCGAGUGCGUACGUACUUGCCAAUAAGCAUUCUUCCCUGCUGUAUGACAACAAAAAACGAACAAAUUGAUUUUAUUGCGAAUGUUCGAUGCUGCCUCCCUGUGCCCUGGAAACAAGGGAUUUUCCUCUCCCAACUUUUCUGCAUAUUACUUUCAUUCCCGAAAUCCUGCACCGAAACGGCAAUAAUCCAUGCUUUAAACCGAAAAUAAAAUAAAACGAAAAAAAUGAGGACAACCAACGGAAACGAAAAUCCGAAUGCAACUCUCAAUUAAUUGUCAGAUUGAGAUUUUUCCCGUUUAUUUACUCAGCCAGCAAAUAUAUUUUAGCCGAUGACAUUCAGGUGAACGCGAUAGCGAGCGAGAAAAAGAGCGCACUUCAGUAAACAAAAGGCAACAAUGCAUGAACGUGUACAUACAAACAUACAUACGGAAAACAAUUACUCUGUCAUAUUUUUUUCGUCCUUGCCGAACAAACGAACACACGAAUGCACGAACGGGGAGUACCUAAAUAGCUGAAAUACAAACAAAUGAGAUGAAAUUAAAGCAACGGAAACCAAGAAAUUACCAUUUAUGGCUUUAGGAGAAAAUUUAAGACAAAAACCAGAGAUGAAUAUGUAGUAGCGAUCGAGUAGAGAUAGUGUGAUGCGGUUAGAUCAAACAAACAGCAUCACGGAAAAGAUCAGAACAAGAAGAAAGUAUGGCGGAUAGUUUAAGAAACAGAUCAAAGCUAUCUACAAGUAAGUAAGCCUAUUAGUAAGUCAUAUAAGGAUGAAGGAACACAGAAAGUAUUGUAAAAUAUAUAUUAAAGAGGUGAUUAAUAAAAAAAACUGGGAAAUGUGAAAUAAACAGUGA
Messenger RNA from Aedes albopictus (Asian tiger mosquito), 4144 nucleotides. RefSeq lists its product as uncharacterized. Lineage: Eukaryota; Metazoa; Arthropoda; Insecta; Diptera; Culicidae. The record is from RefSeq and is a predicted model, not a curated record. The transcript has 3 exons. Gene Ontology annotation, molecular function: protein binding. The coding region runs from base 354 to 863 and encodes 169 amino acids.